UUUGUGAAGUGUAAAAACAGCUAUGGCUUCGAAAAAAAUGCGGACUGAUGGAAGCUUGUCCAAAAAACGCCGUCAGUACAUGGAACAGUUAGAACGUGAAUGGCAAGCGGAGCAGCAAGCCAAUCUUCCGGGGCCAAGCGUUGUAUCCAGUGUACAAAGGCCGGAGCUGGAUGCUAACACUACUGGUCAAAGAGUUUCGGGCAAUCACACCGAGAAGAUCACUUUUAAUUCUUCGGGAGGUGUAGCAGGUGAUGAAAGAGGCGUUCAAUAUAGUUCCGUGGAUCAGGAAUCCGAUACGGAUUUCGACGUGCACGAGGACAACGAUUGUCAGGACGAUGUAGAAGAUAUAUACAUGGAGAGCGACACCACCUAUAGUUUCUUCGAUAACAUAGCGCUGGCAGAAGGGCUUCGUUAUAUUGCCGUCACGAAGAAUUUAUCGCGGUCAACCGUCAACAUGAUACUGGCCCUACUUCGAAGAAAACUAAAUGUGUUGCUGCCAACGGAUUCGCGCACCUUGCUGAAAACGCCUUCCCAAAUUUCCGUCGACGGAUUACCGCUUCAUAAUAGUUCGGCAAGGCAACUAUGGCCGAUUCUUAUGAAGGUUGAGGAACUGCCAGAAGCCCCGGUAAUGUUAGUUGGGACAUAUUGCGGAUACACCAAGCCGGACAACAUCGAGCAGUAUUUGCGGCCACUCGUGACGGAAAUAAAUGAACUGCAUGAGAGAGGUUUGAUGUUCGGCGAUAAAAUGGUGCAUACUAAACUAUGUAUGUUUAUCACGGAUUCACCUGCUCGCUGUUUUGUCAACGCUACCAUUAUCUUCGUUGGAAAACAUAGCUGCCUGAAAUGUUCCUGCGUUGGAGUGCACGAAGCGAACAAGAAACAAUUUUAGCAUCGAUUACCUUUGGACCAACAGAAGCAACUUCCUGAAACAGCCGUAAAAUGUUGGUCUUAUCAUAAAACGGAAUUUUUGGAUUAGGCCGGCCAUCCCCACUUCAACUGCAUUUUGUCAAAAACAUUUGACAAAACAAUGCGUACAAUAACUCGUGUAACCUCUGCUUGUAGAAGGUAACUAAAAUUGCACUACACAUUCGCGUUUUUACCUCGUCAUAAAACUCCGCACAUGAAAACUUUUCAUUGAACGCUUCAUAUCUUCUUCCGACGUUAUUUUUUCCAUUACAGAUCCAGUAUCGAUGUUUGAUGACGACGGCGCCAGUACUACCCAGUUAUCAAUAAGAUGAUCUAGUUGGCAUUUCAUUGUGACCACUGCACUCAUCGUUUUGGAUACGUUCUUCAUAUUUUCAUCCAACUUUAGCUGCAUGUGGUUUAAUGUCAUCAAAAUUCGGUCCAACUUUUCUUCGACAGACGUUGAUCGAUUAGCGGCUGGUUGUUCGCUACCCUGGUUUGCCAUCGCUUCUGAUUGUGCUACGGUUGAAAUACUCGCUAAUUAUCAUUUAUUGUUCACACACGUUCGUUUUUCAUAACUAUUAUACCUUUUCUAAUUUCAGUACAAAUUUCACUGCUAGUUAAACGCAAUCAAUAUUUUGUUU
This is a messenger RNA of Anopheles stephensi (Asian malaria mosquito), 1547 nucleotides long. RefSeq lists its product as uncharacterized. The transcript has 5 exons. The coding region runs from base 23 to 889 and encodes 288 amino acids. The record is from RefSeq and is a predicted model, not a curated record. NCBI's taxonomy places the organism in Eukaryota, Metazoa, Arthropoda, Insecta, Diptera, Culicidae.